Molecule: messenger RNA, 755 nt
Organism: Thecamonas trahens ATCC 50062
Lineage: Eukaryota; Apusomonadida; Apusomonadidae
Exons: 1
Coding region: 1-696 (231 amino acids)
Source: RefSeq, a predicted model, not a curated record
AUGGUGGCGGCGGUGGCUGUGCUGGUGUGUGAUGGUGCGGCCCAGGACGAUUCGGGUUAUGUGCUGGAGGCUCCCGAGUGCUCGGCGCCGUUUGCGUUUGGGACGGCGGCAACGACGGCGCCGUUUGUGGUGUCGUCAGGUGCGAGGCAGGCGCCUGUACACAGGACUGUGGCAAAGGUGUGUCAUCUGACCGGCGAUGGCUACGCCGGACUGUUCUUCGAGUACACAGCCCAGGACUCGUACAUCUACAACCCGUUUACCGAGUGCGACGAUCACCUGUACGAGUACGACGCGGUGGAGGUGUUCAUCGCGCCUGGGCUAGGCUACCCGGCGCAGGCGCCGCAGCACUACGUCGAGAUUGAGGUCUCGCCCAAGGGCGUGCUCUUCGAGUCACACAUUACCAAUCCGGACGACGACUGCGCCGGUAUGACUGGGGAUCUGAUGGCGUGCAACGCGACGGCGAUCGAGGCGCGGGCGCGGGUGACGCCCGACGGGUGGACGGCGGCGGUGUACGUGCCGUAUGUAACCGUGGCGCCAGGAGCUCAUCCGCCGCCAUCAGCGUGGCACCUCAACAUGUUCCGCAUCGAUGUUGUCUCGCCGUCGGCUGGCGAGCAGUUUCUGGCCUGGUCGCCGACGUACAAGUCGCCGCCGUGCUUCCAUGUCCCGUCGGCGUUUGGCAAGGUGGUGCUGGUGUGAGGCACUCACUAACCGCGGGCGCGGGUCGACGGCGGGUUGAUAAACGGCACCCAGUGAAG